AUGGCAAAAAGGAGAAAGGGUCGCCAAAAGGUUGACAUGGUAAAAAUGCAAAAUAAGACCCUUGUGGUAUUUUCCCCGGGCAAGAAAGUUUACUCAUUUGGCCACCCUUGUGUGGAUUCAGUGGUGGAUAGGUUUCUCACAAAGAACUCUCCACCAAAUAAUGGCCAUAACCAGCUCAUUGUGGCUCAUCGAAAUGCUAGUAUUCGUGAUCUCAAUAUGGAGCUCACGAACAUUGAGGGGAUUCUCCAAAUGGAAAAAAAUCGCAGAAAAGCCCUACAAGCAAGGAAGAGAGAUAACGGUCAUUGGUGGGAAGCUCCAAUUGAAGGACUUAACCUUUUUCAACUGCAACAACUGAAGGAGGCAAUGGAAUGCAUAAAGAAGAAAGUUGAAAGAGAGGCACAAAACCAACAAAUGGUGACUAGUAAUGCAUUCCCAUUUCUCACAUUUGGAAGUGCCUUGUCUCCUACGGGUGCUAGAGCAAGAUCUUCAUAUGAUUCUUAUGGCUCUUUUCCAUUUCAAAAUAGGGUUUCAGGACUCAACUUUGGUGCGCCUUUUGCUAACAGAUCCAGUGGAUCUACUUCUUCAGUAGUUCCCAAGUAG
Nicotiana tabacum (common tobacco) is the source of this 600-nucleotide messenger RNA. The record is from RefSeq and is a predicted model, not a curated record. Lineage: Eukaryota; Viridiplantae; Streptophyta; Magnoliopsida; Solanales; Solanaceae.